AAAAUCGAUUUCGCGGCCUAUAGCCAAUCCAAUACCCCCUCCGCGUCUGGGUUUUGUUCUGCUGCAUGCUCCGUUGGUGGGGUUAGUUAAUUGUAGCUUUCCCAGAACGCUAAUAUGUCAGGCAUCGCGGUAGCAAGGCUUUCAGAGGAGCGCAAAGCGUGGAGAAAAGACCAUCCUUUCGGCUUCGUUGCCAGGCCAACAAAGAAUGCAGACGGGACGCUGAACCUGCUCAACUGGGAGUGUGCGAUUCCGGGAAAGCAAGGGACUCCUUGGGAAGGAGGACUGUACAAGCUCAGGAUGAUCUUCAAGGACGAUUAUCCUUCCACACCACCAAAGUGUAAAUUUGAGCCCCCUCUAUUUCACCCAAACGUCUACCCAUCUGGUACAGUGUGCUUAUCCUUGCUGGACGAAGAAAAAGACUGGCGGCCAGCUAUCACCAUCAAACAGAUCCUCCUCGGUAUCCAAGAUCUAUUGAAUGAACCAAACGUAAAAGAUCCAGCACAGGCGGAAGCCUACACCAUCUACUGUCAAAACGCACUGGAGUACGAGAAGAGGGUCCGCGGGCAAGCAAAGUCCAUGGCUCCGACGGAGUGAUGGUGGUGACGUGGGGUCACGAACGGUUGUUUUUUUCCGCCGUGUAUUUUCAUGAACUCCGUGCAAACCUGUGUCCGUAAGCACGUCACUUGCACGGAGAAGAUUUUUAAGAAGGAGCAAGAUAUUGGAAUUGGGAGUGCAGAUACUUUUCCUCCUUUUUCUUUUUGAAUUAAAAGACUGACAGGUUCUGCCUUAUUUUAUUGGCAGCAUUCAUUUCUGUGAAGGAAUGCUGUCCCAUAGAAGCGUUUUCUCUCGAUGGUGUUUGUCCUCUGUAAAUAAAUUCUUUCUUUCUAAAGGAGA
Messenger RNA from Ornithodoros turicata, 894 nucleotides. It is a transcript of the gene lwr, whose product is annotated as SUMO-conjugating enzyme UBC9. Bases 115 to 594 code for a protein of 159 amino acids. Gene Ontology annotation, cellular component: nucleus. The transcript has 7 exons. NCBI's taxonomy places the organism in Eukaryota, Metazoa, Arthropoda, Arachnida, Ixodida, Argasidae. Gene Ontology annotation, biological process: protein sumoylation. Gene Ontology annotation, molecular function: SUMO conjugating enzyme activity. The record is from RefSeq and is a predicted model, not a curated record.